This is a messenger RNA of Vigna angularis (adzuki bean), 1232 nucleotides long. RefSeq lists its product as uncharacterized. Gene Ontology annotation, cellular component: EMC complex. The transcript is spliced from 9 exons. Lineage: Eukaryota; Viridiplantae; Streptophyta; Magnoliopsida; Fabales; Fabaceae. The record is from RefSeq and is a predicted model, not a curated record. Gene Ontology annotation, biological process: protein folding in endoplasmic reticulum. Bases 188 to 1096 code for a protein of 302 amino acids. Gene Ontology annotation, molecular function: protein binding.
UUUUUUAUUUUGAUAUAUUUCUGAGGCGGAACCUGGAGUGAAAGUGCGAUCCCACUGUAUUUCAUCUCGUCUCACUCCGGGUGUGUAUUUUCAACGACAGAGAGACAGCGAUCGAUAUUUGCAGCAACAGAUCGAAAAUCUGUUUAUCGAUUUGUUGGAUCUGCGUUUGUGAAUUGUGGGAAAGAAGAUGGUUACCAAAACAGAGGAGACUCAAUUGAACAGGCUUGAAAAUCAGGUCGACAACGGCGGCGGCGGCGCCUGGGACUACCUCUGCCUUGUCAGAAAGCUCAAGGUUCGCCGUUCCCAGAAGGUUCUGAAGCAUGGCCUCUCCAUCUUGAACGACCCCAAACAACGAUCCUCUCUAGGCGCCGAUGAAUGGACCUUGUACGAACAGGUUGCAGUUGCUGCUAUGGAUUGUCAAUGUCUCGACGUUGCCAAGGACUGUACAAAGGUUCUUCGGAAGAGAUUCCCAGAUAGUAAAAGAGUUGGUAGGCUGGAGGCAAUGUUGUUUGAAGCAAAAGGAUCCUGGGAUUUGGCAGAAAAGGCUUACGCAAGCCUUUUGGAGGACAAUCCUCUUGACCAAGUCAUCCAUAAGAGGAGGGUGGCAAUGGCAAAGGCCCAAGGCAACAUUUCUGUGGCUAUUGACUGGCUUAAUAAAUAUCUAGAAACAUUCAUGGCAGAUCAUGAUGCAUGGAGAGAACUGGCUGAAAUAUACGUUUCCCUGCAAAUGUAUAAACAAGCAGCAUUUUGUUACGAGGAGUUGAUAUUAUCUCAACCUACUGUUCCACUAUACCAUUUAGCAUAUGCUGAUGUGCUUUAUACGCUUGGUGGAUUAGAAAACCUCCAAACUGCCAAGAAAUACUAUGCGUCUACUAUUGAUUUGACUGGAGGCAAAAACACCAGAGCGCUCUUUGGGAUAUGCCUGUGCGCUUCUGCUAUUACGCAGCUUACGAAAGGGAAAAGCAAGGAGGAGAAAGAAGGGUCACAGUUACAAUCUCUAGCGGCCAAAGUAUUGGAGAAAGAUUACAAACAGAGAGCUCCGGACAAGCUUCCUCAACUUACAACUGCCUUAAAGAGUUUAACAUUGUCAUCAUGAUGCAGCGUCUCUUAAAGAUUAUUAUUUGAUCACUUUUUGAAAUUUUCUAAGAUUGUUGCCAGCUUGAAUUAACGCACUUAGAUUUUCUGAGUCAUUUUCUUCUCAAUAUUAAAAUGAAAAUUCUUAACUUUCUGCA